AUGGGAUCAGACGACAACUCGCCCCAGCCCGUGUCGGACUUUGUUCCUGGAACAGUCCUCCUUGUUGACUUUGAUGGCACCUUAGAAACUCGCCAUGCUCAAGGUCAUCGGGACAUCGUUCUCGUACCAACACCAUCUGAUGAUUCAGAUGAUCCCUUAAACUGGAGCCGAUGGAGAAAGACUCUGCUCAUGGCAACUCUAUGCGUGCAUGUUAAGCCACUGACUCUUGGGAGACAAGGAAUCAUGAUCUGGGCUCCGCAUGCAACGACCAACGGCCAAUGGAUUGCCAACAAGGUCCUCCAAGGGACCUUUGGUGCUCCCAUCGAGUCGCUCUGCGAAAUCUCCGUAUCAGAUGUCUACUUUGCUCACGAGAGAGGCACAUAUAUCGCUUACUACGCCUUGUUCCUUGGAGGCUCAAACUUUGUUGCGCCUGUCAUCUCUGGCUUCAUCAACGACGGACAAGGUUGGGAAUGGGUUCUUCACUGGUGUGCCAUCUUCAAUGCAAUCGCAUUCGUCAUUUGCCUGUUCUUCAUGGAGGAAACAAAAUACAAUCGAAAGGCCACUCCACUCCAUCUCAGCGAUACUGUCGAUCUAAACAAGUCGACCGAGUCUCCUACCGAUGGCAAGAAAGAACUAGAGUCGCAGACUACUUCAAAUGUAGAUGUCGUCAACGGCACCAUUCUCCCCUCCUCCAAGACAUUCCUUGACAAAAUGAAGAUCUUCCGAAGCGAGCAUGUCCAAGACAGCGUCCCUUUGAAGGGAAUGCUAAUUCGACCCUUCAAGUACUUCUCCCUGCCCAUCGUUGUAUUCUGUGGCUUCAUGUACGGCGCUGUUGUCUGCUACUUCAAUGUCCUCAAUGGUACAGCAUCGAUCAUUCUCUCGGCUCCUCCUUAUUCAUUCAAAGCAAGCUCUGUUGGUCUUUGCUACAUCGCUACUGUUAUUGGAGUCUUUAUCGGGUCAUUCUUCUCCGGCCCGAUUGGAGACAAGUUCGUCCUGUACAUGACGCGCCGUAAUAACGGUAUCCGCGAGCCUGAAUACCGACUCUGGCUUUACUCUGUUCUGGGUCUACUCGUACCAGGGGGACUACUACUCUGGGGCGUCGGAGCUGCUCAUGAAGUUCACUGGUCAGGACUCUUGUUCGCCAUGGGAAUCUUGGGUUCCGCGAUCACUGCAGGCUGUCAGCUCCCUCUCAGCUACUGCAUUGACUGCUAUACUGAACUUGGCUCUGACGCCAUUGUCACAAUCAUUCUGAUUCGCAAUACUAUGAGCUUUGCCAUGGGCUACGGUGUCACUCCCUGGGUUACAGGAAUGGGCUAUCAGAAUGCUUUUCUUGUCGCUGCCUUUGUUGCAAUGUCGCAGUUUUCACUUGCCUUUGUCUUCAUCAAGUAUGGCAAACAGCUUCGACGAAACAGUACUGCGAGCUAUUUCAAGUACCUCGAGCAGGUCAAGAACGACGGCCUCAUUCACUAA
Fusarium musae is the source of this 1470-nucleotide messenger RNA. RefSeq lists its product as uncharacterized. The record is from RefSeq and is a predicted model, not a curated record. Gene Ontology annotation, biological process: transmembrane transport. The coding region runs from base 1 to 1470 and encodes 489 amino acids. The transcript has 6 exons. NCBI's taxonomy places the organism in Eukaryota, Fungi, Ascomycota, Sordariomycetes, Hypocreales, Nectriaceae. Gene Ontology annotation, molecular function: transmembrane transporter activity.